CCCCGAAUCUCAUGGGCAGGCAGAAUCGCCGCCACGAGUCGACCGCCUUGGCCGGAAGCAGCUCGAGCCACGGCCGCAUUUGCGAAGGGGCUCCCUCUCUGCGCGUGUUAGUGGCCAAAUCCACCGCCGGACGAAUGCCUUCCCGAAGCCGUAGUCACUUGGCGUUGUCUGCGGGGCAACAACUCCGCACGAGUCGCCUGCGCGUGAGAUAACGUUCGUCGCCCCGUCUCCCGCAGACGUUGCGCGCGGCGCUGCCGCGACUGAACGCCGUCGCUUUGCUCGCGGGAGUGAAUUUGCGAAACGCGUCGAGCGAUCCGCAGAAGUCGACCGCGCGUGCUGCCCUGGCGCACUGAUGGCACCCACCCAGGGGUGGUCCGUGAGCGGCGCGGUGCCCAUCGCCGACCUCCUCCCGGGAGGUUUAUAGCCGGGAAGCGGUGACUGGUGGCGGACAAAGGUGGUCCAGAUGUCUUGUGACCACCCGCAUUUAAAUAAAACCUUAAUAUUUUUUUUGUAUAGCAAUAGGUGUGUAGCGUAAUGGAAGCGAUAUAAAGAUGAUGACUUCGUUAGAUUCAAUUUUAUAUGUCAAUGUCCUUGUAAAGGGGUCCGGUAAGUGUGUAUGAGAACCAGCAUUUCCUCGACAAAUAUUACGCAACAUUUCCAGUUUCCACUUGAGCAAACGUAUUCAAAUGGCUGAGCAAAGUGCAACAACGUUAGGGGUCUAUUAACGUUGGGGGUCACGAGAUCUGGACCACCCUGAACACCUUCACGAUUGGGACGAGGCCCCCGUCCGGUGGGGCCGUGCCAUGCGUGGGGGCGAUCGAAUCUAAAAAUAGACGCAGCAUGUCGGUCCAAGGAGUGCCAGUGGAUUUCGUGCGCGCGCAGCGGAAGCAUCUCGGUGCAAGGUUGACCUCGCGAGGGCCAACGCAAUAAGUCUCUUGAUUGUCUCCUGACAGUUUCAUUCUGGGAACAUUCGUCCAGAGUUUGCUUCUGCCGGCGCUCGCAGAAAUAUUAAGCGACGACUUUGCUGGACAACAACAAUUGAGUGUGUCGCGGCCGCAGUGGUGGACACGUGGCAGUCGUCUUCCAUUCGCGCACUUUAUUAGAAUCAUGAAGGUGCCGUUGAGCAGAUUUCGACUCGGGGUCGCAGUGGCCGUGGCCGGGGCCGUGGCCGUCCUCUCGGUCUUCGCCGAGAGGCGACUCCUCGCCCAUCGCCUGAGCCACGGCGCACGGGCGCACGUGCACCGCCUGCAGAUGAUAGCCAUCUUCAAUGUGGUCAUCUAUCUGCCCUCCAAGUUCGUCUGGACCAGGUGCGUGACCGAGCCCACCGCCGCUUGCAGCCGUGGCAAAUGCGAUUCUUGGGCUGGCUUGUGGGCCGUGUGCGUGGCCACGUUCCUGCUGCUGGUCCACACCAGCCUCUUCACCGCCCUCUUUCUGGUUCACAUCGAGCCCCACGUCUUCUCGCUGGUGUCCAGCACCUGUCUGGGCGCCUACGUUCUGCUCAAUUUCUGGCUGCUGGUCCUGCUCCCUGCGGACCGCUGUCUGAGAUUUGCGGUCAGGGCGCUGACUCCGGCGAUGGAGAAGGAUGAGGAGGUGAAGGAUGAGAAGAUCGAGAGAAGGAAGAGGGCCCGGGUGCUUCUCGCCAUAGCCCUGCUCCUCACCGUGUCUAUGACCCUCUUGGCCGUGCACAACGCUGCCGGGCGACCCCACACGCCCAGGGUAGAGGUGCGACUCCAGCGCCUGCCAGCCAACUUGAGUGGCCUCAAGGUGGCCCUUCUGUCAGACAUACACCUGGGCCCCACGGUUGGCCGCAGCAAGCUGGCCCAGGUGGUGGACAUUACUAACGGGCUCAGGCCAGACUUGGUGGUCAUCGUAGGAGACCUUGCAGACUCUCUGGUGUCCAACUUGAAGGAUGCUGCUCAGCCACUGUCUUGGCUCAACCCACGCCUGGGCACAUACUUUGUCACAGGUAACCAUGAGUACUACACGCACGACGUGCAGGCCUGGUUCCAGUACCUGCGCUCGCUCAACGUCCACCCUCUCCACAACCAGCACGUGCACCUUGGCGGCGGGCCCGGAGAGCGCUUGUGCCUGGCAGGUGUCGAUGACAUCGAGGCGUUAAGGAUUGGGUACCCGGGGCACGGCAUGAACCUGGGACAAGCGCUGGCGGGCUGCGAGGAAGGGAGCGCCAUCAUCCUGCUCGCCCACCAGCCGCGUGCCGCACAAGCGGCGCUAGAACAGCGUCCGGACAUCGACCUCGUACUUGCAGGGCACACGCACGGAGGACAGUUCUUUCCCGUGUCUCUCGCCGUGUACCUCUACAACCCGUUCUUCGCGGGGCUGUAUCGGCACGGCGAGCACAGCCAGGUGUACGUCUCGCAGGGCAGCGUCUUCUACGGAAUGCCCAUGCGUCUGGGCAGCACCGCCGAGGUCUCCGAAAUCGUGCUUCUGUCGCGCUGAUGAAGCCCAGUUCCAGCCGAGUCACUUAGCGGCAUCUCGGCGUACAUCAAGGGGUGGUGACGAAAUGGUUUUUGUGUAGGGUGAAGGGAUAAUUUGUUCAAUUUUUAUUUUGUGAUGAUGUGAAAAAAAAUGGUGUAUUAUGUAAAUUACACGAGCUUGUGUUUGUGUAUACUGAAGGAACUGCAAUCUUUGAGUGUUGUGUGUAAUUUUUAUUAUGUUAAUGUGAUGGUUAGAUUGUCCAUCCUGGUGUAAAAAGUACACUGGUUCCCUUUUAAAGAAAGUAUUAUUGACAAUUUCCUGAAGGUAAUACUAUACCUCAAUAAUGAUAUGUCAAUGAUACCUCAAUAAUGGAAUAUUUUGUGUGGCAUGUAAUGCCUAUAAAUGUGGUGUUUCAAACUUGUCUAUUUAAAAAACAGCACUUGGAUAUGCUUACUUAUUUGAUGCCUUUCUGGCCUAUUAUAAUAACCAUCUGCCCCUUUUCAAUACCUUGUUUUGUAUGAAACGUUUUAUCCAAAAGCAAAGAUCGUGUUUUUUUAACAGUAUGAUGGUGGAUUUGUCAAAAUUUCUGUAUUUUUUACUGGUUUUAUCAUUGUCAAGACAUUUGCCAUUGCACUUUGCAGAUAUUACAAAAAAAAAUUAACCUUUCGAUUUAAA
Messenger RNA from Petromyzon marinus (sea lamprey), 3111 nucleotides. RefSeq names its product transmembrane protein with metallophosphoesterase domain (gene TMPPE). Gene Ontology annotation, molecular function: hydrolase activity. Lineage: Eukaryota; Metazoa; Chordata; Hyperoartia; Petromyzontiformes; Petromyzontidae. The record is from RefSeq and is a predicted model, not a curated record.